Molecule: messenger RNA, 3297 nt
Organism: Nycticebus coucang (slow loris)
Lineage: Eukaryota; Metazoa; Chordata; Mammalia; Primates; Lorisidae
Gene: TCEA1
Product: transcription elongation factor A1
Exons: 10
Coding region: 473-1375 (300 amino acids)
Biological process (GO): transcription elongation by RNA polymerase II; positive regulation of transcription by RNA polymerase II; DNA-templated transcription
Cellular component (GO): nucleus
Molecular function (GO): nucleic acid binding; zinc ion binding
Source: RefSeq, a predicted model, not a curated record
UAAAGUCCGCCGAAGUUCCAUUCUCCGAAUCAGAAAGUGUUUGCAGCUUCGUAGGCCUCAGGAGGUUCCAAACCUCCGGGUUGUCCCUAGGGAUCUGGGGGCGGCAGCGCCGCGGAACCUGCUGGCCCUCCACCGCCCACGGGCAGGAAGCCCAGCCGGCUAACUACCACUCACUCGCCCGCCAGCGCUGGGUCCGCAGCCCGCCAGGCGGGAGCCUCGGCUCGCGGCAUCCCAGCGAUCUGCAAUCUAUUGGUAGUGCCUGCGAAUUGCGCGCGGAGUUCGAUUGGCGUCACCUGCGAGGGGAGGAGCCUCCGCCGCUGCCGCCGCCGCGGGCUUGGUUUGUGAGGAAGGGCCUAGGCCCGGGUGGUGGGACUUGCGGACAUCCGGGGCUCGCUUUCUUCCGUCUUCUCUGCCGUAGCUUCUCCCACCUCCCUCGCCCAGCAGGCUAGGCGCGAGGAAGACCUCCGGAGCCAUGGAGGACGAGGUGGUCCGCAUUGCCAAGAAGAUGGACAAGAUGGUGCAGAAGAAGAACGCGGCUGGAGCAUUGGAUUUGCUGAAGGAGCUUAAGAAUAUUCCCAUGACCUUGGAAUUAUUACAGUCCACAAGAAUCGGAAUGUCAGUUAACGCUAUUCGUAAGCAGAGUGCAGAUGAAGAAGUUACAUCAUUAGCAAAGUCUCUCAUCAAAUCCUGGAAAAAGUUAUUAGAUGGACCAUCAUCUGACAGAGACCCUGAAGAAAAAAAAAAAGAACCUGCAAUUACAUCGCAGAAUAGCCCUGAAGCAAAAGAAGAAAGCUCCAGUGGCACCGUAAGCAGCAGAAAGGAUGAGACAAAUGCUCGAGAUACUUACGUUUCAUCUUUUCCUCGGGCACCAAGCACUUCUGAUUCUGUGAGGUUAAAGUGUAGGGAGAUGAUUGCUGCAGCUCUUCGAACAGGAGAUGACUACAUUGCUAUUGGAGCUGAUGAGGAAGAGUUGGGAUCUCAAAUUGAGGAAGCUAUAUAUCAGGAAAUAAGGAAUACAGACAUGAAAUACAAAAACAGAGUACGAAGUAGGAUAUCAAAUCUUAAGGAUGCAAAGAAUCCAAAUUUAAGGAAAAAUGUCUUAUGUGGGAAUAUUCCUCCUGACUUAUUUGCUAGAAUGACGGCAGAGGAAAUGGCCAGUGAUGAGCUGAAAGAGAUGCGGAAAAACUUGACCAAAGAAGCCAUCAGAGAGCAUCAGAUGGCCAAGACAGGUGGAACCCAGACUGACUUGUUCACAUGUGGCAAAUGUAAAAAGAAGAACUGCACUUACACACAGGUACAAACCCGUAGUGCUGAUGAACCAAUGACAACAUUUGUUGUCUGUAAUGAAUGUGGAAAUCGAUGGAAGUUCUGUUGAGUUGGAAGAAUUGGCAAAAUGUCUGGACCAUUAAGAAAAUGGAUUUUGUAAUUAGCUUUAAAACUAGGCCAAGCAAAUAGUUUUCCUGCAUAUCAGAUUUUUAAAACAACAUAUAUUCCUUGGAUUAGUCUUUGUUUUUGACCUAAUACCACUUCUAUAAAUGCCUUCUACAGUUUCAGAUCACUGGGGACACCAUGUAAUAAUUGUGUAUUUCAAAACAUUCUUUUUGUUUCUGUAAGUUGGUAUUAAACUUUAAUCAGUUAAAAUUCUUAUUAUUUUCUUCUUAAAGGAAAAUGUACCUUAACUUUUUUUAUAGCGUGAAACAAACAUACACAGUAGAAAUCCUCUGUUAUUAAUACAUAAAUGAAAAUUACAUUUUUCCCUAUUGGCGUGUAUCUACAAAUACGAAAGGAGGAGAAAGAUAAUAUAAUUUUAGGUUUACCAAAUAUGGUGUGUAUUCAAAUAAUACUUGACCAGCUUAUCUAAAUUGUACAUAAUAUUUGGACUAGUAUAUGAAUUUGGUUUUAAUUAUUAUGUUCACCAACCUGCGAUAUUAAGUAUUAUUUUGUUUCUGUAACUAACCAUGGUCAUCAUUUCUUUUCAUUUCUUGUACAUGUACAUUACUUGUUCUAAAUAGAUUUUAAUUUUGGAAACAUGACUGUUGAAAUCAGUUUGUACUUUAUUUACCUAUCUGACUCUGUAUUUUAGUUUUGAAGAAGAACAUUAUUGUAAUUUUCGCAGGCUUUUCAUGAAUCCUUUCACAGGCAAAGAAUGAAAACUUCUGACUGUUUUGUUCCCGCAUAAGAAGACAUACUGGGAAGAUCUUAGCAUCUUUAGUGUAGGUAGUUAAUGGUAAACAGUUCAAGAAUUGAUUUUUGUUUGGAAAUCUGUACUGACCAAGGAUUAAGCUUAAGGGUUGUGUGAGUCAUUAAAGCUGUGGUCUUUCCAUGUGGAGGCUGAUAGAAAACAUUUUUGUCUUGAGUUUUAUUUGCUGACUUUUUCUGUUGCACAAUGAAUCAUGUUAUUGGACGAACUGAACAUAUGGGCUAUAGCAAAUAGUAAUGGUUUUAUAGUACAGAUCUUACAAUUAAAUUUUACUUAUUGCUUAAGUGUGCAGCAUUUUUUUCUGUUUGGAAUUUUUAAAAAAUUAUUUUCUUGGGCGGCGCCUAUGGCUGAAAGGAGUAGGGCGCCGGCCCCAUAUGCUGGAGGUGGCGGGUUCAAACCCAGCCCCAGCCAAGAAUUGCAAAAAAAAAAAAGAAAGGAAAAAAAAGAUUUUCUUAUGGGUCCUUCAGAGUAUGUUUGCUCUAGCACAUGUUAAGACUUCUGUUGUAAAGUUGACAUUUUACCGUGUUGCAUCUGCGUUCUGUCGGCACCUGUAGGAAGACCUCAGUACAUGCUGUGUACUCUCUUUUGCUUCCUUCUUUCAGUUUCUUUUUUUUGAGACAGUCUCACUUUGUUGUCCCGGGUAGAGUGCUGUGGCAUCACAGCUCACAGCUCAAACUCUUGGGCUCAAGCGAUUCUCUUGCCUCAGCCUCCCAGUUGCUGGGACUACAGGCAUCUGUCUGCCACAAUACCCGGCUAUUUUUAGAGACAGGGGUCUUGCUCUGGCUCACGCUGGUCUCAAACUCGUGAGCUCAGGCAUGAACCUCUGCACUUGGCCACCUCUUUCAAUUUCAUAUUACAAAUCAUUUUGAUGUAGUACUACAGAAAACAGCAUUUAAAUGGCCAUGUUAAUAAUUAGCCCACUGGCACUAGCCCACCUAUAUUGUAUCAGUUCAUGGUUUUGUUUUACUGUUUCAAAAAUAAAGUACAUUUUUGAAAGAAUGAGUUGAAGAAUAGUAAGAUUAAAAUAGUCCCUUUUAACUUAAGUGAUCCAUUUUUAAAUUUGUAAUCCAAUAAAGUUUUUUGUUGUUAAACAUUUA